CGAGGACGGGGACGCUGCGCCCUCGGUGGACGGCGGUCCCCACCCCCGGGGGCUCGGGGCUGGGCCGGGCUGCGCGCCGGGGAGGGCCACCUGCCGGGCUCCUUAGGCCUGGGACCCCGGCGGGGGAGGACCGUCACAUCCCCAAGGGAAGGGGUGUCGCCCAGUCUGGUUCCUCGGGGCCGCGGCAGCGCCAAGGCCGGGCUGUCACCUCCCUGGGGCGGAGCCUCAUACCCUGUCAUUCAGCCCCCAGUCCUGGCCUGGCUUCAGGGUGGGAGGGGGUGGGAGGGGGAUGGGCCUGCAAACCAGGGACAGGUGAGGGGGAACUGAGGCUGAGAGGGGGACAAGCACUGGGCCUGGGUGGCCCUGACCCAGGGGGGCAGCUCUGCUGGCAGGAAAGCCCUGGCACACCAGGGACAGAGGGUCAGCCAGACCAGAGGUCCUGCCAGGUGAGCGCCCAGCUCCCCGCUUUUCCGAGCUCACCUUGGAGCAUGCUCCCCCAGCCUGUGAGGCGGUGGAGACCCUGUACCACUGUCUGAGCCACCUCCCCUCCACCACCAGCCCGUGCAGGCUCUGGGCACCCAGAGAAGCCGGUGGCCCAAGUCUGAACGUGGGCCUGGUACAGAGGGGUGGACCCCAGCUCAGCCUGCAUGCGGGGGCAUGGAACCUCAGGUUUCCAUGGAGCUCUCCCGUGAUGCUGUGGGGAGGGCCUGCCUGAGAAUAGCGGGUGGCAGGGGCUCGAUCCACCCACUGCCCUGCCUCCCCUGCUGGCAGCCUCCUGGCCUGCUGCGCCGCUCAGGGACCUGGGGGCAGCCUUGAGCUCCUUGAGCUCACACACCCCCACGUGGUCCGGCAGCCAGGGCCUGGUUUCCGGCUGCCUUGCACUCGCUGCAAAGAUGGGGGGUCACUCUCCCGGACCUGUCAUGACAGCCCCAAAGAGCUUGGUGGGUUUCAACCACCCCAAAAAGGGGGAGAGUCAGAGGCGGUUCCUGCAAAGCAAAGGGAGCUUUGGGGCCCAGCAGAAAGUGGCCCAGAAAGGAUGAUCUGGAGGAGGGGGCAGGACCCGAGUGGCUGGACAGCUGGGCUUCCCCUGCAGGUGCCUCUGACGCCGGCAUGGAACACGUGCCUGUGGCCGCAGGCCUUGGCUGCCUCCCGGGCUGUGCCCCAGGGCGAAAGCCCCGAAAGGCCGAGUGAGCUGACGCCUGGAGACUUCUUUUAAGAUGACCCGCACCGACCCACCGGACCUGCUGGUGUCGACCGUGUACCAGGACAUCAAGGUGGCGGCCCCGGGGCCCGUGUCGAGGCCCCCACCAUGUGAGCGCCCCAUGGCCCGGCCUGCGGCGCCCGCGCAUUUCAACAAGCGCCACUGUCGAAGCUUCGAUUUCCUGGAGGCGCUGGACGGGGUGACCAUGGAGGCCCGCCCGGAGGCGCCGCCCCCGGAGCCCGCCGCGCCGCGUGCCCGAUCCCGCGACGGCGAGACCCGGCGCCGCGCCCGCUCCAAGAGCGCCCCCCGCGCGCCCCCGAGCCUGGCGCCCGCGCCCGCCUCACCACCCGUGCUGCCGCGCCGAGGCCGAGAAGCGCAGCGAGCGGCGCGGGCCGACGCGUCGCCCCGCCGGGAGGCCGCGUACCCCGCGCUGCGCGCGCUCGCCAACGAGCUGCACCCCAUCAAGCUACAGCCGCAGCGGGGCGGCCCCGGCCGCAUCGCGCCCCUCUGCGCUGCAACCAACCGCUGCGCGCCAGUCGAGCCAUCCGCGGGGCCCGCCCCCCACGUCCGCUGCCGCCUGGACAUCAAGCCGGACGAAGCGGUGCUGCAGCACGCCGCCCGGAGCUCGCGGCCCUGCGGGCCCCCCGAGACCGCGCCCUGGCCCCGCGCCGCCCCGCAGCUGCACGGCCUCACGGUGCCCGGGCCUCGCCACGUGGCCCUCUCGCGUACCCCCACCCCCAGUGACUCGUACUGCACCGACCCCCGGGCGCUGUACUGCGACGGGCCGCUCCCCGGGCCCCGGGACUACGCCGAGCGCCGGAGUGUGCCCUUCACCACCCCGCCGGGGCCCACCCAGUUCUUCUACACGGAGGAACCCGAGAGCCACCCUGGGGGCUUCAUGGCCAGCCCAGGGCCGCCCUUCGACGGCUACUAUCCCAGGCCCUUUCUGCCCGAAGAGCCCCCGGGGCCCAGUCCAAGACGGGGGAGCGGCUACUACGCGGGGGAAGUUCGCACCUUCCCGGUCCAGGAACCACCCUCCCGCUCCUACUACGGGGAGGCCCCCCGCGCCUACGGCCCGCCCUGCGGCCCACGUUAUGCCCCCGAGGAGCCUCGAGCCCGCCCCGCCGCCCGCGCGUUUUACACUGAGGACUUUGGGCGGUACCGCAAUCGAGAAGCCCUGACGCGGACUUAUCCACACCCGCGAGGCAGCCCAGCCUGGGGCGACUGGGGGCCGCGGCCUUACCGCACGCUGCAGGUGGCGCCCCCGCCGGACCCUGGCCCGCUGCUCGCCUCCUGGCACGGCGGCACGGGCACCAGUCCACCCCGGCUAGCGACCGACAGCCGCCACUACUCGCGCUCCUGGGACAACAUCCUGGCACCAGGGCCACGCCGCGAAGACCCCUUGGGCCGUGGCCGUAGCUAUGAGAACCUCCUGGGCCACGAGGCCCGGGAGCCGCGGGGCACGUCCCCCGAAGGCCGGCGCCCGCCCGUCGUCGUGAACCUGUCGACCUCGCCCCGACGCUACGCGGCGCUGUCCUUGUCCGAGACGUCGCUGUCCGAGAAGGGCCGUGUGGGGGAGGGCCCCGGCCGAAACUGGUACGUCACACCGGAGAUCACCAUCACCGACAACGAUCUGCGCGCCGCCGAGCGCCCGGCCGCCAGGAGCUGGGAGAUGCCGGGGAGCCGCCCCCGCCAGUCUCAGCCUGCCGCCCCCGACGGCCCCGCCCCUGGCCGCCAGCGCAGCCUCGAACAGCUGGACGAGCUCAUCACUGACCUGGUCAUCGACUCGCGGUCCCCUGCCGGCCAGGCGCUCGAGCCCGCGUCCGACGGCCUGGGCCGCCAGCUGCGGCGCCUGCUCGACUCGCGGCCCUCGGGGCCCGGGGGCCUGGCGCUGGCGCCGCGCUCGCCACCUGCGUCCGCCGGUAGCGCCGAGGAGCCCGCCGGCCAGGGGCAGGCGGCCGACGCCUCCCCUGAGCCCAGCGCGGACGAGGACGACCUGAUGACGUGCUCCAACGCGCGCUGCGGGCGCACGGAGACCAUGUUCAACGCCUGCCUCUACUUCAAGUCCUGCCACAGCUGCUACACCUACUACUGCUCGCGCCUGUGCCGCCGCGAGGACUGGGACGCGCACAAGGCGCGCUGCGUGUACGGCCGCGUCGGCAGCGUGUGCCGCCACGUGCUGCAGUUCUGCCGCGAUAGCGGCCCGGUGCACCGCGCCUUCUCGCGCAUCGCGCGAGUCGGCUUCUUGUCCCGCGGCCGCGGAGUGCUCUUCCUGGGCUUCCCGAGCCCCGGCUCCGCAGACAACUUCCUGCGCUUCGGCCUCGAGGGGCUGCUGCUGUCGCCCACCUACCUGUCGCUGCGCGAGCUGGCCACGCACGCGGCCCCACUGGGCAGCUAUGCUCGGGAGCUGGCGGCCGCUGGGCGCCUCUACGAACCAGCCGAGUGCUUCCUGCUUAGCGUGUCGGUGGCUGUGGGCCCCGGUGCCACCCCGCCCGGCGCCCCUGCCAGGCCAGCGCCCGCACCUCGCAGCCCGGGACCCACGGUGCGCAAGUUCGCCAAAGUGGCGCUGGCGGCCGGCAGCCCAGCACGGCCGCCCCCCGCGCGGGGCCGCGAACCUGACAUGGAGACAUUGAUCCUGACGCCGCCGCCCGGCACCGCGGGCCUAGACCAGGACGGCGAGGCGGGCCGGCGAGCACGCGAGGUGGCCUUCAUUCACAUUCAGCGAGAGCUGCGGCUGCGCGGCGUCUUCCUGCGCCACGAGUUCCCGCGCGUCUACGAGCAGCUCUGCGAGUUUGUCGAAGCCAACCGGCGCUUCACGCCCACCACCAUCUACCCCACGGACCGGCGCACCGGCCGCCCCUUCAUGUGCAUGAUCAUGGCUGCGUCCGAGCCGCGCGCACUCGACUGGGUGGCCAGUGCGAACCUCUUGGAUGACAUCAUGUGAGCCGCGGGGGAGCGCCCGGCCCCGCCCAGUCCACCCAGGGCCCACCCUGAACCCCCUCAGGUCCACCAAGCCCCACCCAGGGCCCACCCUGAACCCCCUCAGGUCCACCAAGCCCUGCCCAGUCCACCCGGGGCCCACCGUGAACCCCAUCAGGUCCACCCAAGCCCCGCCCUGUCCACAAGGCCCCGCCCACAUCGCCGCAAGCUCCGCCCCGUCGCGGUCUCCAGAAGCACCGCCUUUCCGCCCCCUUCCGGCGACAACCUUCCCAGUCCCGCCGGGCUCCCUCUCCCCCAGUUCUCCUCGGGUCUCCCUAGAGGCAGGUCCUCGGCCGCUUGGUGCUCCCCGCUGGGAGGCGGGGUGGGUCUGAGGACCAGCCCGCCCUGCCUUUGCGCGGAGGGGUCACUACUGCAGACCCGACCGCGCGUAUCCGACUCGUCCGUACCCUGCCCAUCUGCAGGGCCUCCCUGGAGCCUCGCCCAGGGCCUCCGCGGCUCGCCGUGGUCCAGGAGCCCGAGUUGACCAAAGCCUAGUCCUGUCCCUUUAAACACACAACCCCCACCCGCUUCCAGUGGUCUGGGAUGCACCCUGCUCAGAGGCUUUUCUUCUCCGGAGGACAGACACGCUGAUUAGUCUCGGUGUGUCCGCAUCCCGAGCACGUCCUGGCCUGGUGGGCAGGCAGGGACCUGCGUGGGGCCCUCGCCCCUACUGGGUCAGACCUCGGUACACUGCCGGUGCUGCCCGCCCUGCCGCAAGGGUUGGGGCAAGCAGCAGUGAACGGGGUACUGGCGGGGGGGGGGGGGCGGGGGGAGUCCUCAACCAAGGCACAAGACACCCAGCCAGAGGGGAGGAGGUCCUGGGCUGGGGAAGCAGAGGGGAGGGGCGCUGGCCAGAGCUCAGACCCGGCAGGGCGUGGGUUGGGCUGCCUGCCCUCACCUGGUCGACAGCCCUAGGUGUGCGCCAGAGCGGCCCUAACCUCAGAGGUAGGCGGGAGCAGGUGCAGAAGCCGGGUGAGCGCGAGCGGCCCAGGAGGCCCUCCAGCUGGGACCCUAUCCGUAGCCCUAGUGAGGACCGAGGAGGAGGUUCGUCCCCAGUCUGGAGCAGGGCGGGGAACACGUGAAUGACAGCAGGGGCGGGAGCGAGCUACUUCCACAGGGCGGCGGUCCGUCAGGGGCGUCGGGGGCGCAAUUGCGCAAACGCCGGCGCUCUAGCUCGCUCUGGCCCCGCCUUGUGGUGCAGGCUGGACGCUUGAGGCUGGCGGCCCGGCUCCGGCCCUCGGGAAUGCACGCUCCAGUGUCCGUUAUCCCCGCUCUCGUCCGGGGCUGUCCGCUGGCCUUGGCCCGAGAGGGCGAGGUCCGGCGCCCGGAAGGGCCCUCCUGAAGCCCCAGGCCCCCGUCAGGGCCAGGUGGUGGAGGCAUCGAUUCAAUUAAAUUGUGGGGCCCCCAACCCCCACCUCCGGUCGCGGCCCUCACCCCCGACCGUGCACCCGCGCCCAUCUUCCCUCGUUCCUUCUCCUCCACCUGCCUGCGCGCCUGCCUCGGCUCCGCGCAUUCCCACCGGCCACGCGCCCCGCUUAGCCCCUCCCGCCUUCGCGGCCUCACAAACCGGCCGCCGCGUCCCCUGCCCAGGGGCCUCCGCCUUCGUCCCCACGCGCCGUCCAGGAAGGACCCUGGACUGGGGUUACUUCCAGAGGGGGAGCGCUUUCGAACCAAGGAAAAUAUAACUCGAAUGUAGCCA
Molecule: messenger RNA, 5879 nt
Organism: Cervus elaphus (red deer)
Lineage: Eukaryota; Metazoa; Chordata; Mammalia; Artiodactyla; Cervidae
Gene: AJM1
Product: apical junction component 1 homolog
Exons: 3
Coding region: 1218-4145 (975 amino acids)
Biological process (GO): cell-cell junction organization
Cellular component (GO): apical junction complex; plasma membrane
Source: RefSeq, a predicted model, not a curated record